Chironomus riparius is the source of this 1012-nucleotide messenger RNA. The record is from the annotation of a GenBank genome assembly. Lineage: Eukaryota; Metazoa; Arthropoda; Insecta; Diptera; Chironomidae.
UUCAUUCAAAUUAACCAUGCCAUCCAGUUUGAAUAAAAACAGCAGCAACAUCUGUGAAUCAGAUUCAAAGUGCAAACAAAAUGAAUAUUGUAACGACAAAACUCAAAAAUGUAUUAUCGGAUGUCGACUUGAUAGAAAUUGUGGCCAAAAUAAGUAUUGUGAUGAAGACAGAAGGAUGUGUACGAGUGGAUGUUAUGAUAACAGGGAUUGUGACAUGAAUGAGAUUUGUGAUAUUAAUUCAAAAAUGUGCAUCUUUAAACUUUCAGCUCGAUCUCCUUUUUUCGAUGCACCUGUCCAAACAUCAACUGAUUUUGUAACUCCGCAGAAGCGAGUUAUUAGUCUUGCUGCGUUUUUUGUGCUGACAAGAUUGGCUAAUCAUGAAAAUUCUACUGAUAAUAAUGAAAAGAAAUAGGGGUCGUUUACUUAUGACGUCCAAUAUUUAGGAGGAUAGGGGGGUGAAAAAAAUUAUGUUUUUCGAUGAAAGUCUUAAGUGAACGGCCACAUAGCUAAUGUAAAUAUUUAUUUAAAUCAGAUGCUGGAUUAGGAAUUAAAACUUCGUCAUUUGGAGAAUCAGCUGCUCAAAAUCGUUUAUGCUGUGAUCAGUCAACAGUAGUGCUAUGUGCACUAUUUACUAGUCUAAUAAGUAAAUCAACAUAGAGUCUUGGUGUAUAAUCUUGUUCAUUCUUUAAAUUGGAGCAAUUUUUAAUAAAAUUAAAACGAUGAAACUAGUGUAUCGGGUAGAAACCCAAUGCGGAGAUAUUCACACCGUACCAUCAAAAGUCUUAUGGAUAGACCAAGAUUUGCGAGGGGCGACCCUAGUCAAAAUCAAUUUUGUCACUUUUUUCUUCGAGGGUUUAUCCAAAUGAAUUGAAACUUUGCAUAAAUAUUUUAGUGCUUAAAACAAAUACAAAUAAAACAUCUUAAAAUUUUUUUGAGCAAAGAACCAAGUAGGAAAUAUAUUUUCAAUUGUGAACUUGGGACAGGUCUAGUCAAAAUCUAGUUUUUCACUUUU